Messenger RNA from Aspergillus welwitschiae, 7773 nucleotides. RefSeq lists its product as uncharacterized. The coding region runs from base 1 to 7773 and encodes 2590 amino acids. Gene Ontology annotation, biological process: fatty acid biosynthetic process; secondary metabolite biosynthetic process. The record is from RefSeq and is a predicted model, not a curated record. Lineage: Eukaryota; Fungi; Ascomycota; Eurotiomycetes; Eurotiales; Aspergillaceae. Gene Ontology annotation, molecular function: 3-oxoacyl-[acyl-carrier-protein] synthase activity; phosphopantetheine binding; oxidoreductase activity. The transcript is spliced from 9 exons.
AUGGAGAACCCUACUACUACCUUGUCGGAGCUGGACGGCAUUGACAGCAAUGACAUUGCUAUUUGUGGCUUCUCGUUAAAGUUUCCACAGGAUGCAACUACUCCAGAAACCCUAUGGGAUAUGAUGCUGCAACGACGCUGUGCGAUGACCGAGUUUCCAGCUGAUCGUGUCAAUGUCGAUGGUUUCUACGAUCAACGAUCGCGGCCAAACACUAUGCCCCUAAAAGGCGGUCAUUUUAUCAAAGGCGAUCUUGCCGAAUUCGAUGCCGGCUUCUUCUCGAUUGCGCCCACUGAGGCAGCGUCUAUGGAUCCCAUGCAAAGACUGUUACUAGAAGCCUCCUACCACGCGCUGGAAAAUGCUGGUAUCCCGAUGGAACAUGUCAACGGCUCGCCGACAGCCGUUUACUGCGGCUCUUUUGGAAUGGACUACAUGUUGCAACUUGUUCGCAGCGCCGAGGUUCCUCCUCCCUAUGCAGCACUAGGAUUUGGUCUCAGCAUGCUUGCCAAUAGAAUCAGCUGGUUCUUCAACUUUCGCGGGCCUAGCAUGGCCGUCGAUUCUGCAUGUUCUAGUUCCGCCAUGGCCUUGGACACAGCGUGCGCCGCACUGAGAAACGGCAAUUGCUCCAUGGCAUUGGUUGCUGGCUCCAAUAUGGCGAGUGCGCCUGAGCCCUACGUUUGGAUGUCCAAUGUCAAGUUCCUUUCACCAGACAGCUGCUGCUAUUCCUUCGAUGAGAGAGCAAAUGGAUAUGCUAGAGGCGAGGGUCUCGCUGUUACUGUUCUCAAGCGAGUAUCAGAUGCCGUUAGAGACGGUAACACUAUCCGCGCUGUCAUUCGCGCGACAGCUUGCAAUGAAGACGGUCGCACUCCUGGCAUCACACAACCAAACCGCAAGGCUCAAGAAGAGCUCAUCAAGAGAACAUAUGAGCAGGCUCGUCUUUCAAUGGAGCACACAAGAUUCUUUGAGGCUCAUGGAACUGGAACGCCUGCUGGUGACCCUCGCGAGGCUCAAGCAAUUGGCAUGGCUUUCAUGCACCAUCGAUCCAAUGACGACCCUAUUUAUGUCGGUGCCAUCAAGUCGAAUGUUGGUCAUUUGGAAGGCGCCAGUGGACUGGCUGGCUUGAUCAAGGCUGUUCUCGUCUUGGAAAAGGGGAUUAUCCCUCCCAAUGCUAACUUUGAGAAAGUCAACCCCAAAAUUGACGUUGAGUUUCUGAAUAUUUCCUUUCCACAAAAGGCACGUCCUUGGCCAGCAAAUGGUCUCCGCAGAGCCUCUGUCAAUUCGUUUGGAUACGGAGGUGCCAAUGCGCAUAUCGUUAUUGACGACGCCUAUAAUUAUCUUCGGAUUCGUGGCCUCAACGGCAAACAUAAUACGGCGAAGCGCCCACCUCAGCUUCGGGAACAGUCCGACACGAUGCCAUUGAGUCCUGCACUGACGCCGCCACGACAAGAAAACGUACGAAGACUCUUUGUGUGGUCUGCAUCAGACAAGGAUGAGUCUAUCGAUGCUACGAAUGAUAUUACAAAUCUGAUGGCCAACGUGGCCUACACAUUAGAUACACAUCGAAGUCAUCUACAAUGGAGGUCAUUUGCUUUGAUGAACACGAUUGAAGAUUUCGAAAACAUCUCCUCGUUCAUGUCAACACCGGUUUCUGCGCAGGCAAACUCGCCACCACGAAUCGGCUUUGUCUUCAGCGGACAAGGAGCACAGUGGCAAGGCAUGGGCCGAGAGUUAGCUUGCUAUGGGAGUUUCAGAACAGAGUUGGUGCAGGCUGACGCAUAUCUGCGAAGCCUAGGAUGCGCCUGGUCUGUUGUUAACCACAUCGUGUACCCAGACCCGUCCAAUGACAUUGAAAAUCCGGAGCUCAGCCAGUCGUUGUGCACUAUUUUGCAAGUUGCUUUAGUCAACUUGCUUCGGCGAUUUGGGGUCAGGCCCGCUGCUGCUGUUGGACACUCGUCCGGUGAGAUCGCUGCAGCAUACGCCAGCGGCCACAUUUCACUAGAGUUAGCCUGGAGAUUGGCGUACUUUAGAGGGGUUUGUUCGGCCAAACUGGACCGUGAUGGACAUUUGGCCGAUUCCGGGGAGCGCGUCUCUGGUGCUAUGAUGGCCGUGGGAUUAUCUGAGGCCUCCGGAAAAGAGCUACUCUCUGCUCAUGGCCACGUCGCUUCAAGCGUCUCUAUUGCUUGUAUAAACAGCCCUCAAAGCAUUACUCUUUCCGGAGACGAUGCUGCCAUUGACUAUCUUCAGGGUGUUCUGGAGGAACAGAAGAUUUUCGCCCGCAAGCUUCGCGUCAAAGUUGCGUAUCAUUCGAGACAUAUGGAUAGCAUUGCAGUUGAUUAUGUGUCCAUGAUCAAUGCCUAUGCGGAUGCCAACGACAUGGUGCCGUUCUCAUCUGAAAUUCCCAUGGUAUCCAGCGUGACUGGCAAAGUCGUUAGCGACGCUUCCGUGGCAGAAGCGUCAUACUGGGCAUCCAACAUGGUAUCGCCAGUGCAGUUCUCUCAAGCUGUGUCGGUCAUGUGCCGCCAAGGUGCCAAAGAUGUGACGAAGAAGCUGGACCAAAGUCAUCUGUUGGUCCCAGCAGUAGACCGACUGCUCGAAAUCGGUCCCCAUGCUACCUUGAAGUCCUCGCUACGGGACAUCCUGGAGACCGGCUCUCGCGGACAGCUUGGAUACAAUGCCGUACUUUACAGAAAAAAGAGCGCCGUGGACACACUUCUGAGCACCCUUGGCCAGUUGCACUGCGAAGGAGUGAAUCUCCAAUUCAGAGCCAUCAACGAGCCGUCAGGCAGCGUGAUGAGUCGAAGUAUGUUGACAACUCUUCCAGAGUAUCCUUUUGACCAUUCACAGCGAUACUGGCACGAUAGUCGCCUAAGUCGCAGCUACAAGCAGAGAUCUAAGCGACCAUCUGAUUUUCAUGGAACCAGAUCAAAUGAUUGGAAUCGCUCAGAUGCUCGUUGGAAUUGGAAGAUGGACUUGUCGGAUAUGCCCUGGGUUGAACAUCAUAUCGUUAAUGGUAUGACGUUGUAUCCUGCAACAGGAAUGCUUGUCAUGGCCAUAGAAGCAGGUAAGGAACUGUGUGAGGAAGAAGGGUAUACCGUGAAUGGAUUCACUUUUGAAGAUGUUCAUUUCAAGACUCCAAUCAACUUCACGGCCUCCAACGACGGACCAGAGGCUCAAGUUUCUCUUCGCGAGGAGCUAACGCAAGACCGUUCUUCAGCAUCCAAAUUCUCAUUCAUUAUUCGCACUUUUGGCAAUGACGACUGGUCUGAAAACUGUCAAGGGCACAUCACCAUCCACCAUCGAGGGAAGGAAGAGGGAUGGCUAUCCGAUCAUGAAGCGCGACAGCAGAGGAACAUGGCCAAGACUCUUCUCGACCACGCCAGCGCAUGCAGCCAACAGAUUUCAGCCAAGCAAAUGUACGAAUAUCUCAAAGAAACCGGGUAUGAGUAUGGUCCUAUCUUCGCCCGAUGCGAUGAACAGCGUAUUCACUCUACUCUGAAGCAUGCUACGGCCACGACUAGUCUGUACAACUCGCCUAAUCAAGAGCAUGUUGUUCAUCCCGCAUCUCUUGACGCAAUUUUUCAUCUUGCCUUCACAGCUUUGACGUCGGGCGGUCGUUCAUCCAUGGCAACCAGCGUGCCGUCGCGCAUUGGUUGUCUCUGGUUGUCUGCAUCAGGGCUGAGCUCCCCGGAGGCCAACCGUCUAACUUGCCUGUCAAAAGUUACAUCGGUGACUGGCCGUGGAUUUAUCGUCGCGGGAGGCUCGGUGUCUGCUGACAGAGCCAACAAUUUACGAGUAUGGUUUCAAGACUUUGAACUGGCCAACAUUACCUCAACACCUUCUUCGCUUGAUUAUGUGGCAGACCCGAAGCAGUUCUGUAUGAAUGUUGAGCAAAAGCUGGCUAUAGACAAGCUUGACAACUGUCAGCUUUCCGAGUAUCUGCACAAGGUUCACCCAGAACCUGGAGAUCUGACAGCAUUUUACGAAGAUGUGACCUUACUUAUCAACCACUCUGUACACGCGCUUCUAGCAUCUGAUGAUCCUAGCGUCAUUACGGCAGACUCUGGUAAGGGUGACUGGAAGCGGCGCUACUGGCAUUGGGCAAAUUACCAUGUUACAGAGGGUCGCCUCAAUGCAUCGCCUGCGCUCACUGAGAGCAUUGACACGGUCUGUGAUCGGGUUAAGUCUGCGAACAGGGUGGGACGUCUCUAUGCCGAAGUGGCUUUGCAUCUUGUUGAGUUCUUCAGGGGCAGUGUAACGCCCCUAGACCUUCUCAUGCAGACCGGGCUUCUCGGAGAGUACUACGACGAGUUGAUGACCUACAGAUGCAUGAAGCAAGCAACAACGUUUGUCGAUCUGCUCGCCCACCAGAACGGCGGCAUGAAAUUCUUGGAAGUAGGUGGAGGCACUGCAGCUGCAACUCGCCAUCUGAUUAACGCACUUUCUAUGAAUGGCCCUUCUGGCGUGUCAGAAUCAUCCAAUUCACCUGGGUCCCUUCGAUGCGAACAGUACUGCUUCACAGACGUGUCGGCGACAUUUUUGGAAAAGGCGCGGGACGAGUUCUCCGAUCAUGAAUCUCAAAUGUCUUUCCAAACCCUUGACAUCGAGAAGAACUUCUCCGAACAGGGAGUUUCUGACGGGACAUAUGAUGUUGUCGUUGCAAACGCCGUGCUUCACAUUACCGCCGACCUGGAAAAUACGUUCCGUAACGUCAGAAAGUCAAUGAAAACUGGCGGCAAGUUGAUUCUGACAGAGUUCCUUCAGCCCGAUGGUUGGGCGCUUGGGUUCAUCUUUGGACUUUUCCCUGGGUGGUGGGUUGGACCAGAAGCUGACCGUCCGCUGUCACCGCUGUGGAGCGCGGAAGGCUGGGGCAGGAUUCUGCAAAACUGUGGCUUUUCAGGCGUCGAUAUGGUAUUCAAGGAUUUUGACGGUCCAGCUCAUCAGCUUGGUUGUGUCAUCUCUACCGCUGUGGACGUGCCUUCGUCCGUUCCGCGAACUCUUGCAUCACCAACGUAUCAUAGCGGUACCAUCGUCAAGCUGAACAAUUUCCCUCAACAGCAAUUUCUUGCCGCGUCUCUAGUUGCAUCCUUACAAGACAUGUUUGCUGAUCCCCUUGAAAUCGUGGACGCGAACAUGCUUGCGGCAUCGACAAGUCUCGCCGUCACCUCAAACAGUCUUUGCAUUGCUUUGGUUGACUACGGUGCACCAUUUCUCAGCUCAAUGACUGAGCAAGAUUGGGAGGUUUUAAAACUCCUUGCUCAGGCAUGGCCUGGAAUGCUAUGGGUCUCGGCAGGAGGAGGAGAGUCGGCAGCACCAGAAUAUGGGCUAAUUGAUGGUCUUUCAAGAACGUUGCGAGCCGAGAACUAUAGUCUACAUCUGGUCUCUGUUGCCCUCGAUAUGAAUCGCAACGGCACCUCAGGCCACAUACAACAUCUCAAGCAGAUUGUACGGGAGAUGCUGUCUCGGAAGCCAUCUCAGGAAUACGAACAAGAGUACAUUGAGGUAGAUGGCUGCUUACAUACUCGCCGUCUUGUCGAGGCGAGAUACCUGAAAUCCAAUAUGGAAUCCAACAUUUUGCCCUGGCAAAUGACCUCUGCCAAUGCCAUCGAUGCAAGCUUUGAGCUAUCAGCGGCUUGCCCUGAAGAUAAUAACGGCAUUCCGUACCUGGUCGAGGUCCCGGCUCCAAUUAUUGACGAUGCGUUGCCAAUUAACGUCAGAGCUAUCUCGCUUCAAUAUCAAGACCAAUUAGCCGCCCGAGGGUUGGCUCCAAAGGGCACUCAGCUUGGCAACUUCUGCAGUGGAAUCGUAACAGAAACACUAUCUGGAUCCUCUUUUGCACAAGGGGAUAGGGUUUUUGCUGUACACAAGAACUGUUUCCGCUCCGUUGCUGCCGUUCAGCCCUCAUCCGCUGUUAAGCUACCAGAUUAUUUAUCCUUUGAAGACGCGUGCUGGGCUAUUCCUCCUGUCUUGACAGCUCAUCAUGCUCUGUCGGAUAUAGGUCGGGUACGAAACCGCGAUUGUGUUUUGGUCAUGGAUGGUUGCAGCGUUUUAGGAGAAGCCGCAGUAGGCUUGCUUUUAAAUGAGGGUGUUGCGGAGAUAUGGUUGACAGCAGACAGUAUUGAAGAUUGUCAGCGGGCUUCUAAAAAAUUCAAUAUCCCCGAAAAACACAUCAUACCGACAUCUGCUAUGGGAUCCGCCUUUUCUUCGACAUGGUCAGAGCUUCAGCCCAAAUUUGAUAUUGUAUUCGCCACCACCUCAGUCGCAAAGGGACUGGGAGAGCAGACUUUCAGAGGCAUGAUGCAAAAGAAUGGGCGAGUGGUGCUCGUUUCCGAUGACGCAUCCCAGUCAGCAUUUCGCUUUGGCUCGUCUUCUCUUCACGUGUCUUUCGUGGCUAGCGACGAGCUUCAGGUGUCGCAAGAGUCUCUGGAAUAUGCUGUUUCUACACCCAUCUUGCAGUUGCUUCUAGAUUCACUAGCCCAGGUACCUAGGUUUUCGAUCUCGCGACUGGACGAGAUAAUGGCGUUUUUGAAGCAGUCUACUAGCUCGGAUGCUGCUGUAGUGCAACUGACAGAAUCGGAUACGGUCAACGUUCGCUCUAUGCGCAAGAAGAUAGACUAUAUUGACUCGAAUGCGACGUACAUUAUCUCAGGAGGUCUUGGAGGCGUCGGCCGAUCCAUAGCAAGAUGGCUGGCUCAUAAUGGCGCUAAAUAUCUUGUUCUUCUAUCAAGAUCCGGUCCCAAGACACACGAGGCGCAGUCUUUGGCAUUGGAAUUCCAAGAUCGCGGUGUCCGAUGUGAAAUGCCAGCGUGCGACGUCACGAAUCCCAGUGCAUUGCGAGCGCUACUCGACAAGUACUCAACAACUAUGCCACCAGUCAAGGGAUGUAUUCAAGCCGCCAUGGUCAUGGAGGAGGGCAUAUUCUCCGAACUAUCACUCUCUAGUUGGAAAGGUACCUUGCAGCCAAAGGUACAAGGAUCCUGGAACCUACACGCCAUGCUUCCAUCGAAUAUGGACUUCUUCAUCAUGCUAUCAUCCGUCAUGGGCACUUUGGGUACCGGCUCUCUAGCACCAUACAAUGCCGGAAACACUUACCAAGAUGCUCUGGCGCGCUAUCGAGUGUCCCAAGGCCAGCGAGCCAUCUCCUUCAACCUCGGCGCUGUACCCGACGCAGGCUACCUAGUCACCAAUGCCGAGUACGCAACCGGACGACGACAAAUCCACGAAACGGCUAAAUACACGCCUACGUAUAUCCGCGACAUUGUUGCUCUACUCGAAAUCUUCUGUGAUCCAUCCAACAAAUUGGCCACGCACCCAAGCACCUGCCAUCCAAUUGUCGGCCUUCGUCCACCAUCUCACUGGUGCCACCUUGAAGAAGUCUCGUUUGUGUUGAGCCAGCCGUUCUGGCAGCACAUGCAUCAUAUUCCAUUGCUGGCUGGCGAGGCUGGGGAUGUGGACAAUGUGCACGGUCCAAGGCCUGGGAGACAAGCCAAGGAUGUUGUUGCUAAAUUGGAGGCCGCCACGUCAGUCAAUGAGCGCACUGAGCUUGUCAGCGAAGCACUCGCUGCCCGUAUCACGGCGCUGUUGGGCGUGCCAGAGGGCCAACUGGAUUUACAUCGGCCCAUGCAUUCGUAUGGUCUCGACUCGCUGUCUGCCAUUGAGGUGCGUAACUGGAUUGGCAAGACAUUUAGCGUUGAUGUGCCUGUUUUUAUGAUUUUGGGGGGUAUCACUUUUGAAGGCGCGGCUGCUACCAUUGUUCAUCAGUUUCAGUCACAGAAUUAG